Molecule: messenger RNA, 1601 nt
Organism: Notolabrus celidotus (New Zealand spotty)
Lineage: Eukaryota; Metazoa; Chordata; Actinopteri; Labriformes; Labridae
Gene: cldn11b
Product: claudin 11b
Exons: 3
Coding region: 401-1051 (216 amino acids)
Biological process (GO): bicellular tight junction assembly; cell adhesion
Cellular component (GO): bicellular tight junction; plasma membrane
Molecular function (GO): structural molecule activity
Source: RefSeq, a predicted model, not a curated record
GCUCUGAUUGGCUCACAGGUUUCACCACGCCCGAUGAUAAAUCUUAUUCUAGGGUUUUUUUCUGUGGAUCAGUCUGUGGUGCUCUAACGGGACACAGUUGGAUUACUUUUAAAUUUCUACUUCUCUGAUCCAGAACUCCUAAAAAGUUAACAUCUCUAUUUUUUAAGCAGAAAUCUGUCUUGGAACUUUAUUUUUCCUGUAUUUUUUGACGCCAAAAAGAAGAAAAUAACUGCAUUUUGACUCAUAAUUCAUCUUCUGGAGCAACAAACACAACUUUGAAUUCCUAAAGCUGCACAGAGUCAAAAGAAGAAGUAUUUAGGGACAGUAUCCUCCUGAGAAACGCAUCGUGAAGAACCUUUCUCUCCUUGGAGGUCUACGCGUAAAGACGCACGGCGGCUCCAUGGCACACAUGUGCAGACAGGUCACCGGCAGCGCGGCGAGCACCGCGGGCUGGGUCGGGCUCAUCGUCGCCACAGCAACCAACGACUGGGUCCGAACCUGCGACUACACGGUGGCCACCUGCGUCCGCAUGGAGGAGCUGGGCUCGCGGGGACUGUGGGCAGAGUGCGUGAUCUCCCCUGCGCUCUAUCACUGCGUGGCCCUGAACCAGAUGCUCACCCUGCCCGCCUACGUCCAGACGUCUCGCGCUCUGAUGAUCUGCGCAUGUCUGCUGGGGUUACCUGCGAUGCUGCUCGUGCUCAUGUCCAUGCCCUGCGUCAGGCUGCAGAAUGACACCUCUGCGAUCAAACAGCGCCGCGCGAGAGUGGGAGGAGUCCUGUUCAUUAUCAUGGCUGUAUUCGGGAUCAUAUCCACCAUCUGGUUCCCGAUCGGCUCUCACCAGGAAGACGGCCUCAUGUCGUUCGGCUUCUCGCUGUACGCCGGCUGGGUUGGCUCCGCCCUCUGUCUCCUCGGCGGCGCUGUGAUCUUGUGCUGCCACAGCACCGACCCCGGGACCCCGAACAGAGAGAACAGCUUCUACUACUCCAGACAGCGGGGCACGGCCGCGCCGCUGGACCCCCCUGCCAAUCACGCCAAGAGUGCGCGAGUGUGAAGAUCUGGUCCUCUGUCUCUGGUUUCAUAGACUGCAGAUCUUCAGUCUGGAAUUUCUUUUUCUACUUUAAGCUGAGAUUGACUGAGUGCAGAAUUAUAUUCUUGAUGGUUUUGCAGUCAAUCAUUUUGAGGAAAAGAAGUUAAGAUCAAGUUUGUUUUCUUGAGAUAACAAGAAGAAAACAGAGAAAUAAAAUGUAUUGAAACAUGUCCUCUUAGGGCUUCCAUAGAACAGGAAGUGUGAUAGGAUGAGGUUUUGUUUGACCUCACGUGACCUCGGUUUAAAACAACAGAAGAUGUUAUUUUGUUACCAUCGUCCUGAACAUUGUUUUUUAACCCCCAUAUGAAGUUUUCCUCCUAACACUUAAAGUUUUGUUUGUUUGCUUCGUUCUGAUUUGUCCUUUUUGUUUUCUGGAUGUUUAUUAUUCUUUAUACUGCAUGAAAACGCUCUUCUUUACCUCCUCUGCUUUGUUCUUAUUUACUGUCUAAUCAUAUUUCACCUUGUUUAUCAGAGGAGUGCCUUCAUUUUUAAAUAAAUCCCAGGAUAAAGUUUU